Messenger RNA from Haemonchus placei, 240 nucleotides. The record is from the annotation of a GenBank genome assembly. Lineage: Eukaryota; Metazoa; Nematoda; Chromadorea; Rhabditida; Trichostrongylidae.
AUGCUCGAGGACGAACAACUAGCGCUUCUAAUGCAAAACAAGGAAUUCUUACGUUGGAUUCGACGAGAACAACUACGCCCACCCGUUCCGGAAGGACCAGUGGUCGAUGAAUUGAUCAUCAACGCCGAGCCGGAUCUUAAGGAUCGAUUGAAAAAUGUGAGCAAAGUGUCCAAGGAACGCCUUCUACAACUUGCCGCUCGCUUUCGACGAAGCAACGCUCAUCAUUUAAACGCUUUCUAA